GUCCCACUGUCAAAACAUAGGCCGUGCGAGGGUACAACAGUAUGGUGGACCUUUUUGAGACCAACACUUAUUUCUUCAACGAUCUGCGCUAUCUCGAGGGAGAUCAUGGACCAUUGCAGCACUUGGACAUGGCGGGGGUGUCUCCUUUGUACCACGGGAAUGACAGCCCGUUGUCACCUGGGGGGGAUCCGUCCGAGACUGGAUGUGACAGCAGCGGAGAGGAGCAUGUCCUCGCACCCCCUGGUCUUCAGCCACACUGCGAGGGACAGUGCCUCAUCUGGGCUUGUAAGGUUUGUAAAAGAAAGUCUGCACCAACCGACAGGCGCAAAGCGGCCACUCUCAGGGAAAGAAGGCGGCUCAAGAAGAUUAAUGAAGCAUUUGAUGCGUUGAAGAAAAAGACCGUGCCCAAUCCGAACCAGCGGCUGCCCAAAGUGGAGAUUUUACGCAGCGCCAUAAACUACAUCGAGCAAUUGCAGGACCUGCUGCAUACACUGGAUGAGCAAGAAAAAACGCCCCAAAAUGGCUCAUAUAACUAUAACGUGAAAGAACACCAUGUCUUCUAUGAUAGCGCCUGUGCCUCCUCGCCAGAGGGCCUGGACUUCGGUCCCGGGGAACUGGACGGCUCAGAGGAGGACGAGCACGUCCGGAUCCCUGGGACACCUCACCAGGCGGGUCACUGCCUUCAGUGGGCCUGCAAGGCCUGCAAGCGUAAGUCCAGCACAGUGGACCGGCGGCGGGCUGCCACCAUGAGGGAACGACGCCGGCUGAAAAAGGUGAACCACGGCUUCGAGGCUCUGAGGCGCUGCACCUCAGCCAACCCCAGCCAGAGGCUGCCUAAGGUGGAGAUCCUGCGCAACGCCAUCCAGUACAUCGAGAGCCUCCAGGAGCUGCUCCAUGAGCAUGUGGAGAACUACUACGGCCUUCCUGGGGAGAGCAGCUCAGAGCCUGGGAGCCCCUCGUCCAGCUGCUCCGACAGCAUGGUUGACUGUAACAUUCCCGUUGUGUGGCCUCAGAUGAACACAAGCUAUGGCAACAACUACAGCUAUACUAAGAAUGUGAGCUCUGGAGAGAGAGGUGCUGGUGCCUCCAGCCUGGCCUGCCUGUCUAGCAUAGUAGAUCGCCUCUCCUCGGUGGAUGCCAGUGCCCCAGCAGGGCUCAGAGAUAUGCUUACCUUCUCGCCCUCCAGCACCGACUCCCAGCCUUGUACUCCAGAAAGCCCCGGGACCAGACCUGUGUACCACGUAUUGUGAAGAUGACCUGCAUUAGAAUAGGAAUAAUCUGAUGGCCCUGAUCUUCAACCGCAUACCGCUUUGACUUCCUAUUUCGGUGAUGGCUGAGAUCGAUCAACACCUGCCAACCUUUGUAUUGUAAAUAAGAUUGUAAAUAUGUACUGUAAAUGUUCAUUUAUUUUAAACAAUAUAAAUACCAACUGUGACAUAUUUAAUUGAUCCCUUUCAUGUGUCUGUCCUAAUAUAGGCCUAUGCAUCAUUGAAACAAGUUGUAUUUAAGCUAUUGCAUUUGUUAGCUUCACGUUUCUCAUGAUCAAUAAACGUUUCAAUAAUU
This is a messenger RNA of Oncorhynchus gorbuscha (pink salmon), 1563 nucleotides long. Its product is annotated as myogenic factor 5-like. Gene Ontology annotation, biological process: muscle organ development; regulation of transcription by RNA polymerase II; positive regulation of myoblast differentiation. Gene Ontology annotation, molecular function: protein dimerization activity; RNA polymerase II cis-regulatory region sequence-specific DNA binding; DNA-binding transcription factor activity, RNA polymerase II-specific. The coding region runs from base 42 to 1250 and encodes 402 amino acids. The record is from RefSeq and is a predicted model, not a curated record. The transcript is spliced from 4 exons. Lineage: Eukaryota; Metazoa; Chordata; Actinopteri; Salmoniformes; Salmonidae.